This is a messenger RNA of Impatiens glandulifera, 1499 nucleotides long. RefSeq names its product diacylglycerol kinase 5-like. NCBI's taxonomy places the organism in Eukaryota, Viridiplantae, Streptophyta, Magnoliopsida, Ericales, Balsaminaceae. The record is from RefSeq and is a predicted model, not a curated record. The transcript has 11 exons. The coding region runs from base 39 to 1490 and encodes 483 amino acids. Gene Ontology annotation, molecular function: ATP-dependent diacylglycerol kinase activity.
GUUGCACAAGUUUCAAGAUUUAUUAAACAAGAUCAUUCAUGGGCACUCAUGAAUUACAUGAUUUCUUGAACAACUUCUACAUCCCUGAUCAUUUCCUUAAUCUUGUUCCUCACUCAGAGGAACAAACAGUUGCACCAUCGUGCCCUGUUCUCGUAUUCAUUAACUCCAAAAGUGGGGGUCAGUUGGGCGGGGAUCUACUCCUCACAUAUCGUUCUCUUCUAAACAAAAAUCAGGUUAUUGAUUUGCAUGAAGAAACUCCUGACAGUGUAUUGAGGAGAGUUUAUCUAAACUUAGAGAAGCUGAAGAACAAUGGUGAUAAAUGUGCUUCAGAAGUUUUUGACAAAUUGAAAAUCAUUGUUGCUGGUGGCGAUGGAACAGCUGGGUGGGUUCUCGGUGUUGUUUCAGAUCUUAAAUUGUCUAAACCGCCACCAAUUGCUUCUGUGCCCCUUGGAACUGGAAAUAACCUCCCUUUUGCAUUUGGUUGGGGGAAGAGGAAUCCGGGAACUGAUGCUAAGUCAGUGGUGGCAUUCUUAGAACAAGUGAUGAAUGCCAAAGAAAUUAGUAUAGACAGUUGGCAUAUUCUCCUGAAAAUGAGGGCUGCUUCUUCUUCUGAUCCUCUUCAGCUACCACCUUCCAUGCAUAAAUUCUCUAGGACUUCUUCAUCAGACACUCAAAAUAGCGACGAUUUCCAUACAUUUCGAGGAGGGUUCUGGAAUUAUUUCAGCAUGGGAAUGGAUGCUCAAGUGUCAUACGCUUUUCAUUCCGAGCGUAAGCUUCACCCCGAAAAAUUCAAGAACCAGUUGAUUAAUCAGGGUACUUAUGCAAAGCUUGGUUGUACACAAGGAUGGUUUUGUGCUCCUCUUUGCCAUCCUUCUUCAAAGAAUAUAGGUCAGCUUGCGAAAAUUAAGAUCAUGCUGAACCGAAAAUCAGAAUGGAAAGAAAUCUCUAUACCGUCAAGUAUAAGAUCUAUCGUCUGUCUCAACUUGCCAAGCUUCUCAGGUGGUCUGAAUCCUUGGGGAACACCAAACCAGAAGAAAAAUCGGGAUAGAGACUUCACUCCGCCAUAUGUAGAUGAUGGUCUUAUUGAAGUUGUUGGUUUCAGAGAUGCUUGGCAUGGCCUUGUUUUGUAUGCUCCAAAGGGCCAUGGGAUUCGUCUUGCACAGGCUCACAGGAUCAGAUUUGAAUUUCACAAAGGUGCAGCAGGCCAUACAUUUAUGAGGAUGGACGGUGAGCCUUGGAAACAACCGCUCCCAGUUGAUGACAACAUAGUUGUAGUCGAGAUCUCUCAUCUUGGUCAAGUGAAAAUGCUUGCUACCCCCCAAUGCAUAUCUAGAAGUAUCAAUGACCCAUCAUCACCACCAAGUCUUCAGGAAGAAGCUGAUGAUGAUUAUUAUUAUGAAGUGGAAGAAGUUGAAGAACAAUGGAGAAAAUUUGGAGCAGCUGACACAUUUAAGAUCCCAAAUGAGGUUGACAUUUCUCAUUUCAUUUAGGCCAGAAAA